GUCGUCAAAUGACACAACGCGCGAGACAUCCUGCGUCCCUUCGAGCGGGACUUUGAUUGCUACCAGCCGCCCUAACUAUAAGAUUUGUUAUUGUCUCCAAUAGUAAGUUUUGUUUACUGACAUGGCCUUUCAGGUUGAAGCGGAUUUCCCCCCUGGCCUGUCAUCUUUAAAUAAUGUUGACACCCUGCUCAGGUGUCCCAUUUGCUUCGACUUCCUCAACAUAACAAUGAUGACUAAAUGUUCUCACAACUUUUGCUCCUUGUGUAUCCGAAAAUUUCUGUCCUAUAAGCUGCAGUGUCCUCUUUGCAAUACAGCAGCAACAGAACAAGAUCUAAGGAACAACCGUUUGUUGGAUGAUUUAGUUGUAAACUUUCGAGCUGCAAGGCAGCAGUUGUCAAAGGCAAAUUUUGACUCUCCUCCAAUAUCCCCAAAGACUCCAGCUUCAGCUGUCAAAUGCAAAACUCCCAGAGAGAAAGGCCAGAAGUGUAAGAGCACCGUUUUGAGUCACUUUUUCCAAAAGAGGCCAAAGACAUCUCCCUCGAAAGAAACCCGUCGAGAAAGUUCUGCUGCUCAUUGUACUCAGCAGGGAUCGCGGACUGCACGCACUUCCAAUGUAAUCAGCGCUGAUCUGCAUUCAGCUACUGCUCAACCUCCAGUGUGUGUGAAGGAAGAACCGAUUGAUGCGGAGGAGGGAUCUAUGCAGACGUUCAUGUCAAUCAAACAGGAGGACACAUGCUCAUACUUUAUAAACACAGGAGCGGAGAUGGCACAUUCCUCUUCACCAUUCAAAGAUGUAAAGCCUGUAAUCAAAGUGGAGUGUCCUGUGUGUUCUGUGAGCGUGCCGCAGCAGUUCAUCAACAAGCAUCUGGACACGUGUCUGAGCAGAGGAGAGAAGAAGGAGAGCUUGAGGAGUUCCAUUGGUGGGACAAGGCGCCCGAUGGGGAAGGCGGUGUACAACCUGCUGUCCCUGCAGGAGCUGAAGAGGAGGCUGAGGGAGUGCCACCUCUCCAUGCAGGGCUCACGGGACCAGAUGAUCAAAAGACACCGGGAGUUCGUCCAAAUCUACAACGCUCAGUGUGAUUCCUUAAACCCAAAAUCAGCUGAAGAUAUUGCCAAAGAGGUGGAGGCCAAUGAGAAGAUCAAGAAUCAGCUGCAGGGGAAAGCCAAACCUGUCCUGGUUUUCUCAAAGAAGCAGUCUGAGGAGGAGAUAGAGGAAGUGCAUUCUAACUAUCGGAAGCAGCACAGCAGUGACUUUUCCCGUCUGAUUGCUCAGGUCCGAGGUCGCCUAGAGACCAGCAGACAGACCCGCAUCAAACAGGAAGCCGUUGCAGAUGGAGGGGACAAACAUAAACCACACUCUGCAGUUCAAUUUCGGACAUCUUUGGUCCAGAGCCUACCAGAAACCCUGAAGACGCAGAGACGACCUCAGCCCAGAAGCGAUCGUCCAGCUCAAGAAGAGAAGAUUCCGCUUCGCCACCUAUUCUUGGGAAACGUAGGCGAAAAACAUAAGGAAGGGAGAACAUCUCUCAAAUGGCAGAAUCAGGACCAAUACAUGUCUGAACUGACUGUGAAGCAUACCAUGAAGUCAGUGGAUGCACAUUCCCACCAAGGAUUUCAUAGAUUUUCUGAAGUUGCACGUGUAAAUAAAAGUUUGUUAUUUUAACUUGUUUUGUAGUUUUGUAGUCCAUGAUAAGAUGAUCACCCAGAAUUCACCUGGAGGUCAUAGUAUUAAGAUGACUCUGGUUUCGAUACUUGAAUUUAUUGAAACACUUCUUCGUAUGGUUAGGAUUUAGCUGCUGUGUUUAAAGUAGAUGAUUUAUUGGAGGCAGUGUGCCUAAGUUUUGUUCUUCUGCUCGGAAUUUGAUCCAAUUUGUUGUUUUUUAUGUUCUAUUUCUUUCUAAACAACUUUCAGUCUUUUUAUUCUUAUUGUAAAAGUCAAAGUGUAAUAUGCAGUAUAAAUUGAAAUAAAUGUGCAGUAUUUUUUUAAAUGAA
Molecule: messenger RNA, 1992 nt
Organism: Labrus mixtus (cuckoo wrasse)
Lineage: Eukaryota; Metazoa; Chordata; Actinopteri; Labriformes; Labridae
Gene: rad18
Product: RAD18 E3 ubiquitin protein ligase
Exons: 12
Coding region: 122-1663 (513 amino acids)
Biological process (GO): DNA damage tolerance; protein monoubiquitination
Cellular component (GO): nucleus; Rad6-Rad18 complex
Molecular function (GO): single-stranded DNA binding; ubiquitin protein ligase activity
Source: RefSeq, a predicted model, not a curated record